This is a messenger RNA of Fraxinus pennsylvanica, 849 nucleotides long. The record is from the annotation of a GenBank genome assembly. NCBI's taxonomy places the organism in Eukaryota, Viridiplantae, Streptophyta, Magnoliopsida, Lamiales, Oleaceae.
AUGGCUGCCUCUGCUUCUUCACUUCGCUUCCUUUCCUUAACCCCUCAAUCACUCUCCCACUCCCACCAUUCAUCUCCUUCUUUCCCUCUUUUCACUUCCAGUUCCUUUAAACCUCUCACGAAGUCUGUAAUAUCAUUGUCUUACAACAAUUACAAUAUUGUUAACACUUUUUUACGACUACCCAAUUCUAAGUUUGUACGGAACGUUGCGUUUUCAUCUGAUUUGGACCAAGUGGAAGAAGAUGAGGAUGCUGAUUUUUCUGGGUCAGGGGAGCCCAGUUACUCGGCUGACGUCAAACUGUUUGUGGGUAAUUUACCUUUCAAUGUUGACAGUGCUAAUCUAGCUGAAUUAUUUGAACGAGCUGGAAAUGUUGAGAUGGUUGAGGUUAUCUAUGACAAGGUCACAGGCAGAAGCAGGGGGUUUGGUUUUGUGACAAUGUCGACAGUCGAGGAUGCUGCUGCUGCAGCUCGACAAUUCAAUGGAUAUGAACUUGAGGGGAGAGCAUUGAGGGUCAAUUCCGGGCCACCACCUCCUAAGAAGGAAAGGUCUUCAUUCAGAGAGCCUAUGGCAAGGACAAGUUUUGAUAAUACUAACAGAGUUUAUGUGGGAAACCUUGCAUGGGGAGUCGACAAUCUUGCACUUGAAACGUUGUUUAGUGAGCAAGGAAAGGUUUUGGAAGCCAAGGUUGUUUAUGACAGAGAUAGUGGUAGAUCCAGGGGUUUUGGAUUCGUAACUUACAGUUCUGCUAAUGAAGUAAAUAAUGCCAUUGAAUCGUUAGAUGGUGCUGACCUUGACGGCAGGCCAAUUCGAGUCAGCCCUGCUGAAGCUCGGUCAAGGCGCGAGUUUUAA